Linum tenue is the source of this 6576-nucleotide messenger RNA. The record is from the annotation of a GenBank genome assembly. Lineage: Eukaryota; Viridiplantae; Streptophyta; Magnoliopsida; Malpighiales; Linaceae.
ACCAAGAAACCGCCAAUCGAUUAUCACCCCAAAUUGGACACCCAUGGGUCCGGACUCUGGACAUACCCGCAAUCCUAAGCAAACGUCUGUCUUCCUCAGCUCUCAUCCUCCUUCCCUCUCUCUCUUCCUUUCUCUCCCAUCCCCGUGUCCGUUCUCUCUUUCCCUCUACUUCCUUCUUCGAUCUCGUAUACGAAAAAGCGCCCCCUUCUCUUCCAUCACUUCUCUCCCUUUCCAUAUUAACCGUAGCUUUUUCAUCCUCCUCGGAUCUCUCCCUCUUCCUCUUGUUGCUCUCCUACGAUCUUCCGAACACCGCUGAGAGCACUCCCCCUUCUGUUUUAUCGUUCUUUCUCUCCACGAACCCAUCCUCGCUCUCUCUUCCCAAACUCUAGGGUUUCUGAAUACCGUAUCAACCCCGCCAAAGCUUUGGAACGGAAAGACAGAUUUCCCCGACAGAGGGGAGAAGGACUCCUGUUAACCUCAGGUAUCUUUAGUGUUUUUGGAUGACCUUGCUACGGCAAAUCAAUUAUGGCAUCCAGUGCGUUGACGGGAGAACGAAGGUGGUCUGCCAGAAGAGGUGGCAUGACUGUUUUAGGGAAAGUUGCUGUACCAAAACCAAUUAACUUGCCCAGUCAAAGGUUGGAAAAUCAUGGUCUUGACCCAAAUGUGGAAAUUGUUCCCAAGGGGACCCAUAGCUGGGGCAGUAGAUCGUCUUCAUCCUCAUCAAAUGCAUGGGGUUCGUCUACUCUGUCUCCAUCUGAUGGUGGUACUGGUUCCCCUAGCUAUCUUAAUGGCCGUCCUUCAUCUGGUGGCGGCACAAGGCCAUCAACCGCGGGUAGCGAUAGAGGCCAUGAACCCAUAGCUAAUGUGUGGAGUUCUAGCUCUAGGCCAUCAUCAGCCUCAGGUCCAUUGACAUCGAAUCAGACAGCGAUCACUGCAUCCCGUCCUCGUAGUGCUGAUACAAGACCUGGUAGCUCUCAGUUAUCUCGGUUUGCAGAACCUUUAUCUGAUAACUCGGUAGCUUGGGGUGCUCUUGGGACUGCUGAAAAACUGCAUGGAGAUUGAUAUCGGAUGCCUUUGGCACCUGACAAGGAAAACAGUAAUAUUUCUGGCUCACUAUAUAUAACUGGAGACUUUUCUUAUGCUUAAUUCUUAUCCAGUUUCAUUUUUCGAUUUGAUAUUCUGGUGUUCUUCAUCCUCACACUGAUAUUAUAGGUUUCAUACAGUGUGCUGUCCUAUUUAGCCUGCUCUGCCUUUCAUUUGUAAAUGUGCUUGGUUUUGUUUGUUGGCAUUUGUUUGGGGUGCUCAUCGGAGAUAUACCAGUGGAUGCAAAGGUCAAUCAGUAUUGAUUCAUAAUUAGGGUAGUUGUUCUGCUGUAAAAGGUCAAAACUUGCUGUUCACCUUUGCAUGUUGAAACUAGCUGCCUAUAGCUGAUAAGGGCUUGCACCUGAACUCUAAUGCGUUCUGAAAUUCUUGCUUACGCAUCCUAAAAGUAUCUGGAGAUGGGGGGACAAUGGGCAUAUAGUCUAGCUCCCUUUCUAAAGCCAAGAAGUCUGGGUGUUUUGAAAAUUAAUCACAACUUUGUGCUGAUGAGAGGGCUGAUAGAAGCAUGCUCAUUAAAGUAGCCAACAGGAUGCGUAUUUGCAAAUAGAACAUUGUCCAUGAAAAUAUGUUGUAAAUGAAUUUAUAUACUGAAUUGUUUUCUGUUGUCAUCCUUCAUUCUUUUGGUUGACAUAUUUUUCUCAUAAAAUCUGUUCAUUGUGUUGUUGCCUUUGCAAAUGCAGGGGGUGGCACAGUCUAAAAAGGAUAGCUUCUCUCUUACUUCUGGCGAUUUCCCAACUCUUGGCUCUGAAAAGGAAAAUUUUACAAAUAACACAGAUACAGCAGAGCAUGUUUUUCCUCAUGACUCGCCUUCUGGUGGAGAAUCUGUUAAAGAGAGGACAGCUGAUGCUGUAGCCGUGGAUUCUGGAAGUGCAGAUGUGAAGAGCGACAAUACAAAUGCUUGGAGAAGAGAGAGUUCCUUUUAUGAGAGAGAGGGAGUUAGGCCCAAUGUUGAGCAAUGGCAUGCUGAUCCUCAUUCAUAUCCUAAUUCUACUAUCCCUCAACAUUUUGAUGCUUGGCAUGGCCCUCCCUUGAAUAAUCAUCCUGGUGGUGGUGGUUGGUAUAGGGGUCCUCCAGGUGGUCCACCAUUUGGGGCCCCAGUUGGACCUGGUGGAUUCCCUAUGGAGGCAUUUCCUUAUUACCGGCCUCAGAUUCUCCCAGGCACCAUGGCAAAUGCACAGCCGGUUCCCCCACAGCCAUCAGGUGGUCCAAGAGGUCCUCACCCACAACAUGGAGAUGUGUUCAGACCACCUCCCAUGCAUGAUGCUUAUAUUCGUCCCGGCAUGCCAAUUAGACCUGGGUUUUAUCCAGCACCGGUUCCUUACGAGGGUUAUUACGGUCCUCCCAUGGCAUACAACAACAAUGCUAGUGAACGAGACAUUCCUUACAUUGGAAUGCCUGUGGGUCCUGGUGCAUAUAACAGAUAUCCAAAUCAAAAUGCUCAUGAAUUUGGUAAUUCCCAUGGAAGAUCCAGUGGGUAUGGCUCUAAUACUGGUAAAGGAUUUGUUUCAGAACAACUGGAAUCUGGUCAUCAUCCUCAUGAUGCUCAAGGGCCACAUAAAGUUCUUCUGAGGCAACGUGAAGGGUGGGAUGGAAAAGCUGGGGAGCAGAAGUGGGAUGAUAACAGAACAGCCAAUGUGGUACAUCCUGGGAAGGGAGACCACCCAAGAAAGUCAGCUUUGGAGAAUGGCCGGAGAACAGACCAGAUCAAGAGAGACAAUGGUGUUGAAACAAAAAGAGUGCUUUCUGGGAGAGAUUCUGUCACUGUUGACCACAAAGUUGGUGCUUCUUCUGUCAGAUUGAAAGGCACUGAAAAUUGUGGGAAGUCAAAUCCAUCUGAUACGGGUCUUGAUCAGAUAUCAGAUCAUGCGGAACACAGAGCUUCCUUUUCUGAAUCAGUGUCAUGCUCUAGAGACCCCAGUCUUAUUAAAAAAAUUGAAGGUCUCAAUGCUAAGGCUCGGGCUGCUGAUGGAAGGCAAGAUGCCAAAUCUGUGAGUAGUAGAGAUGAGCAGAAGAAUAGGCCAAAAUCUGACAGUAUCAGGAACAAUCAUCAUCCUGUAAAUGAAGCUGUCAUUCCUCUGGAAAAACCAGUAUAUGAUGGGUCUGUCAACCCCGGCUCCUUUGAUGAUCAGAGUUCUGGAAGAGAUAAGAGUCUCGACUUGACAGUUAAAAGUGGUGGAAUGGGUAUAACAAGGUCUACUCAGGGCAUCCAUAUCAGAACGAUUUAUCGUGAUAGUAGAAGAUCUAAUACUCAGGAUACUGAUAGUUGGAGGCGAAUGACUCAAGUUACCGAAUCGAAUGAUGAUGUUUCAAUUGUAAAUGGAAGUUCUGUUGGGCACAUCCAAGACUGUGCAUCUGCUGAGGUCACUGAGAAGUCUGUCUCACAUCAAGGCAAUGAUGGGGAGUCAAUGCUACAAGCAUCUGAGCCAACUGAUACCCAGGCACAGCGAGCUAUGAUGAGAGAGCUAGCUCGCCAGAGACUCAAACAGAGAGAGAAGGAAGAAGAAGAGCGAACUAGAGAACAGAAGGCGAAGGCUCUUGCCAAACUAGAAGAGCUGAACAGGCGAAUGCCGGCGGGAGAAGGUUCCUCUCGGAAGCUUGAAACUUUAUCUAGUACUACUUUGCUCAAUGAGCAAGUGGAGUUGCUGAACUCUGCACAACCACCUGUAACUGUCAAUGCGUCUACAGCUAAUACUGUUGUGGCUUCCAACUCGGUUGCAGUGGUACCUACUAAUGAAGGAAUCACAAAUAGAGUUGAGAUAACUACCCGUUCAUCUAAUGAAGUACUGUCACAAGAGUCCAAGAAGAAUUCCAGCGAAGCUCCUUUUGUGAUGCAUGAGCCAUCAAAAUCACGGUGCCAGGAAUCUGGUGGUGAAAAUGUCAUUAAUAAUGUCAGACAGGAGCAUGAUGAAACUGGGGAUUCAAAGCAGAAGCACAUGAACUACAGGCAGAAGCAGAACAGUUAUUUGGAGAAGACUUCUGGUGACGAGGUCUCCUUGACCGCAACUGAUGCAUCAAAAAGUCAUAAUACUGGUGCAAUGCCUGAUCCUUCUGCCCCUCUUCAGGCUAUUGCUCAUGGGACUGAUUUGCCUGUCAGCCCAAGUGCAACAGCCGAGUCUUCAGCAGCACAUCCUAGGAGGAAAAACAGGAGUACAAGGAACAAGCAAAAAGUGGAGGAUGCAGCACCUUCUACUGCGGUUUCACCAGCAUUGGCUGCCUCCAAAGAUACAACUGCGUUGGAGGUUUCAGACGAAUGUGUCAAACCAAAAACUCCAGAGUCCUCCGUUGCAGCUCCUAGCUCAGUUCAGCUGGUCUCUGGUCGCAGAGGAGGAAACAGUCAGCAGCAUAUGGACCAACAUCCUACAUCACCAAAUGAAGAUAUCCAGGUCAAGUCUAGUAGUAACCAGUGGAAACCUCAACCCUCUCGAAGGAUGUCAAGGAAUCCACAGGCCAAUAAUAAAACGAUGGAUAAUAAAUUCCAUGGAAGUGAUACUGUCAUCUGGGCUCCAGUGCGGUCACAUAAUAAUAAAUCUGAAGGUGCCACUGAUGAAGGGGAUAAGAAAGUUGCUGCUAGUCUACCUCCUGUAAAAAGUGGCGACCAGCAGGUGCAUAAUACUCCUACAAAGAACAAAAGGGCAGAAAUGGAAAGAUAUGUUCCAAAGCCAGUAGCAAAAGAGAUGGCCCAGCAAGGAAAUGCUAACCAUCCUGUGGCUUCUUCUCCUGUCGUUGUCCAGAUGUCUGCACACGAGACUGUUGUUGGCAGUUUAUCAAUUCCUUUGGGGCCUGUAAGUUCACAAACCACCGUCACCCUCCAGUUUGGUUCCAUUGCUGAAGCCACCAGGAAUGGGGAGAGCUCCAGACAGAUUAAGCCUGGGAAGGUACAGGGGUCAUCGUGGCACCAACGUUCUUCAGCUGAAUCACAAACUUCAACCUCAAAUCCUAGUUUUCAGAAGUCAACCGAGAGUCAGCAGCAACCUCAGAACAGAUCAGACGCAACAAGUUCAGUGAAAGAGCAGCCGUCAGAACCAACUGAUGAAUGGACAGAUGGUUGGACAAUGCCUGAAGAGCCUAAUGCACCAAUGCCAGUCUCUAGUUUUAAGGAUCAGACAGCUACUGCCAGGGGAAGACGGCAGCCACAGAAGGGGCAAACUAGAGUAGGACACAAUCCCGACAGUGUGGAGACACAAAUCGGCGGGGACAAUGAAAAGGCUCAUACUCAGUCUUGGCAGCCCAAGUCCCAGUCAACUUCUGGUACUGGUCAGCGGGCAAAGAAGACUAAUAAUAAUGAUGGUCAGAAUGUUGCUGCAGAAGCAAGUAGCAGGGCAAAUAAAAGGGGUCCAAGUUCGACUGCUGUGGGGGUGUCUGUACCACCACCUAAAGAUAAGGAAGUAGCUACUGGAAGGGCAACUGAAGUGUAUCCUUCUGAUAAAGAGGGUGGUAGGAGGGAGAGGAAGGUGACCUCUCACAAAGGACAUAACAACUCUACUAGCCCUGUGGAGCCAGCAGCUUACGACCAAAACUAUCCCUCUUCAGGAUACAGGAGAGGCGGUGGAAACCAGUUCAACAAUGAUCAUCGCGAGGCUCGUGAGGAAUGGAGUGGAACUGCAAGAGAUAACAACAGGCAACAUAAUGUACCAGCAGCAAACAGGGAAAGGCCGACGAGGCAAAGUUCUCAUUACGAGUACCAACCAGUUGGGCAACAAAAUAAAAGCAAGGGAAGUAACUUUGAGCCUUCUUCCAAAGAUGGAUCUCAUGCUUCUUCAGGCUCAAGGUUUAGGGAAAGGGCUCCGAAUCACGCUAGACGUGGCGGGGGCGAGUUUCAUGGACGUCGAGGUGGCAGUUUUAGGGUAUUAGAGACUAAUAAUGAUUAGAGAUGGUUAUGACGUGACAUGGGUUUUCUCUCUGAGGAGUGUCUGCUUUGCUUUGCGGGUUUGCAGAUUGGCUCGUCCUUCUCCACGCUUGCAGGUAACUGGAGUUUGGUUGUAGGGUUGAGCUGUAGGUACAGCUUAGCUUAAUUACUUCCACUGAUGAUGCCAUGAUGAGUUAACCAGGAUUUGGAGCAAAAAGAGAACAUAUUCGGCUGAAGGAGAGAUGGUGGAGAUUGUGGAAGUUGGUUGAUGCCUUCCUUUGAUUGCAUAUUUCUUUUAUUCCCCGUCUGUCUUGUUGGUGGAUGAGAUUUGAACCAAAGUAAUUUGAAUGGCAGCAAGCUUGCUGUUUGGAACCCCAGUGGUUUUGAGCGGCAGUAGUUCUCAGUUUCAUUUUUCUUUGCUGUCUGUUAUGAAAAAGGAACCUCCCUUUUGGAAGGAAUGAAAGUAGAAUGAAGAGCCUUUGGUGGCACUUCCACUUUAAUCUCUCUCUGGGCUUCUGGCUUUAUAAUUUGUUGCCCAUGAAGUAGUGCCAGUUGGUAAUAAUGGUCUCAACUUGUUGAACUUAGGGGGAAGAGACUUGCUGAGUUAAGGAGGAUUGGCUUUGGCGGAU